AUGUCCGAACGAGGAUCGUUCCGAGGCCGCGGCGGUCGCGGCGGUGGUCGUCAGCCACAGCAGAAAAGUGGCGGUGGUGGCAGUGCACAGGAGAAGCCCAAGAAGGAAAACAUCCUCGAUCUCAAUAAGUAUAUGGACAAGCAGGUCCAGGUCAAGUUCAAUGGUGGACGUGAAGUUACCGGUACUCUCAAGGGUUAUGAUCAGCUCAUGAACCUCGUCCUCGACGACGUCAAGGAGUCCAUGCGUGAUGAUGAGGGUAACCAGACUACCCGCUCGCUGGGUUUGAUCGUUGCUCGUGGCACACUCAUCGUGCUCAUCUCGCCUGCGGAUGGAAGUGAGGAGAUCCCCAACCCGUUCUUGCAGCCUGAGGAGUAA
Penicillium odoratum is the source of this 375-nucleotide messenger RNA. Its product is annotated as U6 snRNA-associated Sm-like protein LSm7. Gene Ontology annotation, biological process: nuclear-transcribed mRNA catabolic process; mRNA splicing, via spliceosome. Gene Ontology annotation, molecular function: RNA binding. Gene Ontology annotation, cellular component: spliceosomal tri-snRNP complex; Lsm1-7-Pat1 complex; catalytic step 2 spliceosome. The transcript has 3 exons. Bases 1 to 375 code for a protein of 124 amino acids. NCBI's taxonomy places the organism in Eukaryota, Fungi, Ascomycota, Eurotiomycetes, Eurotiales, Aspergillaceae. The record is from RefSeq and is a predicted model, not a curated record.